Didymella exigua CBS 183.55 is the source of this 649-nucleotide messenger RNA. RefSeq lists its product as uncharacterized. The transcript is spliced from 2 exons. The record is from RefSeq and is a predicted model, not a curated record. The coding region runs from base 165 to 617 and encodes 150 amino acids. Lineage: Eukaryota; Fungi; Ascomycota; Dothideomycetes; Pleosporales; Didymellaceae.
CUGGGGUAGCACUAGGGAGGAUCGCGAAUAGGUAUUAAUUAUUGAGACCGUCUCAGCCGUCAGCGUCAACCUUCAAUGCAUGGUCAUCUUCAAAGGCAAGCAUCUACAAUAAACGUGGUUUCCAGCAGAAGGUGCUCCUAGUUGGCUCUAUACAACCUCAGAGAAUGGCUGGACGUCCAACUCUGGAUAUGAAUAGUUGCAGCGUAAUUUUAAACCAAACACUUCACCAUCCUCUGGCGGCUAUCGACUACUCCUUCUUAAUGGCUAUGGCUCUCAUGUUCCUGUUAACUUCGUGUGGCUCUGCAAGGUUAACAAUAUACACCUCUUGUAUCUCCCAGCUCAUGCUUCACAACUGCAGCAGCCUCUGGAUCUUACUCCUUUCUAUGUUCUUAAAACACGCUAUCGCAACGAGAUCCAAGCUCUCUCUGCACUUGAUGACGCAGCACCUCUCAAGAAGGACCUCUUUGUUAUAUCAUAUAACAAGGCAAGAGAAGAAGCUCUAUCAGAGCGGGUUAUACGAGCUGGCUGGCGUGCUGCUGGCCUUUGCCAUUCAACCCAAAUCUAGUACUGCUCUCAUCCCAAGUAACUGGCCGGCCAGUUACUCCACUAGCAGCUAGUCAGGCCUUAACUACAUCAGAACAAGUCUUAA